Messenger RNA from Linum trigynum, 828 nucleotides. Lineage: Eukaryota; Viridiplantae; Streptophyta; Magnoliopsida; Malpighiales; Linaceae. The record is from the annotation of a GenBank genome assembly.
ACACACCACAACGAGCAUAAACACAAUAGAGAGAGUGUUCAGGGAACUCAGGUUUAACUCGGGUUUUCGCACAAAACCGCAAGUAUUAAGAGGAGCUGUUUUAUCCUGGAGACGACCGGUUGAUAGUCUUCAUUGCGCAUCGAGGGCAGUGCCGCAAAUGUCUUUAAGAGAGCGACCUAGUCCGCGACUCAGCUCUAGAUUCGGUAACCUCGUUCUUGUUGUUGUUCCGUUCCUAACAAUUUUAAGACGCUCGACUGCUGCUAUGUCGACUGAACAGAACAACAUGGCAGGAUCUGGUGUUGUCGAUAUCAAUCGACUCUUCCGCUUCGUUGGAGUCAACUUCCGUCGCUGGAGACAAAAGAUGGAGUUCUACCUGACGACCAAGAAGUUGGCUCACUGCCUCACCAGCAUGCCCGUCGAGCUGCCGGAAGAAGAGACCGAUGAGGAGAGGGCUGCUUCUGCUAAGGAAAGGGAGCAUGACUUCCUGUGCAAGAACUACAUCCUCAACGGCCUGGCAGACGAUCUCUAUGACUACUAUGCGGAUAGCAAGAACACUGCGAUGAUGAUCUGGGAUGCGCUACAAAAGUAGUACGACACGGAGGAGGCUGGAGCUAAGAAGUAUGCUGUCAGCCGCUACAUACGCUACCAAAUGGUGGAUGACAAGUGUGUCGAAGUUCAGUCCCACGAACUUCAGAAAAUAGCUCAUGAGAUCGUCUCUGAAGGUAUGCCUCUGGUCUAUCAAUUUCAAGUUGCUUGCAUUAUUGAUAAGCUGCCCCCUUCGUGGAAAGAUUUUAAGAAUAUGCUUAGGCAUAAAACCAAAGAAUUUUC